UACGUUCCAACAUGGCGGUUCAUUGUGUUGAGCAGCUGGGAAGUUAGAGAAAUGUUAUGUUAAAUAAACAAGACAUUAUCGAAGCAAAGUGGCCUUUCGACGUAUUUAGUUAUUAAGAGGCUCUAUGUGCAACAACAUGCCUUGUUGUUUGCGCUUCCUUUUGUUUACGAUUGAAAACUUAAUUCAAUGUAGUCAGCAUGCUAGCCUUUGAGCUAGGUUGGCUAACGGUAGGAUAGGUUGGAGACUAGUCCUUUUAUUAAUAUAGUUUCAUCUUCAAAUUAUAGCAAUGUUGGGGUUUCUUACUGCCAGGCAGGCUGGUGUGGAUGAUCCUCUGCGACUGAGGCGUGCAGAGUCAACGCGGAGGGUCCUGGGUCUGAAGUUGAAUCCUGACAGAGAUGUUGAUAGAAUCCAUGGAAACGGCAUCAACACCAUUGACAUUGAAGCAGUAGAGGGCAGAUACAUGUUGUCUGGCGGCGCAGAUGGUGUGAUUGUCAUCUAUGACCUGGAGAACUACAGUAGGAAGCUACAGUACACCUGCAAGGCAGUUUGCACUGUAGGCAGGUCGAGUCGGUAUGUCCACAAAUUCAGCGUAGAGACAGUCCAGUGGUAUCCUUAUGACACGGGCAUGUUUGUCUCGAGUUCCUUUGACAAGACCAUGAAGGUCUGGGACACUGAGACACUGAAGCCUGCCGAAGUCUUUGCGUUUGAGGGCAAUGUCUACAGCCACCACCUCUCCCCCAUCGCCAGGAAGCACAGUCUCAUUGCAGUUGGCACCACAGACCCUAAAAUCCAGCUGUGUGACCUGAAGUCUGGUUCACGGAUUCAUGUUCUUCAGGGCCACAGAGCAGAGAUCCUGUCCGUGCGGUGGUCGCCCCGAUACGAUCACAUCUUAGCCACUGCCAGUGCAGACAGCAAAGUGAAAGUAUGGGAUGUGCGUCGGGCUUCUGGUAGCCUCUUCACUCUGGACCAACACAAUGGAGACAAAUCAAAAGCAUCCUCUGAGGCAGUGAACACGGCGCAUAAUGGCAGAGUGAAUGGCCUGUGCUUCACUGGCGAUGGCCUCUACCUCCUCACCACUGGAACUGAUGACCGUAUGCGACUAUGGAAUAGUGCAACUGGGGAAAACACCCUGGUAAAUUACGGGAAGGUCUGCAACGAGAGCCGUAAAAGGCUUCAGUUUACAGUUUCCCGUGGUUGCAGCCCAGAGUUUGUGUUUGUGCCCUGCGGCAGCUCGGUGGCUGUGUAUGCCCUCCACACAGGAGAGCUGGUCACCAUGCUCAGAGGGCACUACAACAACGUGGACUGCUGCGAGUUUCACCCAGACUACCAGGAGCUCUAUACUGGAGGUAAAGACUGUAACAUCCUGGCGUGGGUUCCUGCCCCUCGUGCCCCAGAUGUGGAAGAAGAGUCAACAACUGCAAAUCAGGCUGCUGCUGACCAGUCCUCAGUGAACCCGGCCUUUCAGGAUGCAUGGAGUAGUGAUGAAGACUGAUGCUGUUUUUCUUCGUGUGGACAUGCAAAGUGUCUGUGUGAAGCUGACAAUUGAGCGGCCCGACCAAGCAAGGAGACAGAGGCAGAACGUCCAAAAUACAACCCGAUGUGGGCAUUCAUUACAUCAUGAACACAUGACACACAGCCUCAAUCCUGCUGUUUCUCCCUGAACACAGCCUGCAGCCACAAGGAUCUCACACACACUCCCUCUCCCUUAACAGACAGGGAAACAGAGCCUAAAUACACACACUAAUCAGCAAUUAGACACAGGUGGGGGGGGGGAGACAACACAGGGCACCAGGUGCACACAAUCAACAGCCACAGACAUGGGGAAGGGGAACACUUUUAACAUAAAACCAGCAAACAGAGACAGAUGCACACACUACAUACAUUUCACCACCAACAAAGCUACACAAUCCGUAACGGAGGCCGAGAUCUAUGGCCCCAGAGAUCACCUCCGUUACAGUCUGACUAUGGAAAUGUGCACACAUCUUGAAGAUGAUCCUCUGGGGAUAAAUGUGAAGAUAAUAACGACUUUGGGAAAAUAUCUCUUGUUUCAUCAUUGCAGGCAUAGAUAAAGAUGGUAAAUUGGAAUGUGUAAAUAAUGGUAUACUAUUAUAAAGAUGCACAAAUGGUUUUUUUUCUACAUUUGAUAUGUGAUUAUUUAAAAAAUUAUGAUUUUUUUUAUUUGGAUGUAAAACUGACAUGGUCCUUAGCAUGCAUAUUAAGUCUUACAUCUUGCCAUAGUCCUGUCACCAAGUUCCAAGCCAAUUUUGUAUUUUGAAUUAUUCAUAGUAGUAAUUGGGGGAAUAUCUGCAAUUUUUUUCGGCAAAUAAGAAUAUAUUUAUUGUUAGGUUUCGAGUAGGGAUGCUAUUUGAUCUACCUCUGGAACUAUGUAAACUAGUUAUAAAUAUGUUUAUUCUUUA
This is a messenger RNA of Notothenia coriiceps (black rockcod), 2417 nucleotides long. It is a transcript of the gene ercc8, whose product is annotated as excision repair cross-complementation group 8. Lineage: Eukaryota; Metazoa; Chordata; Actinopteri; Perciformes; Nototheniidae. Gene Ontology annotation, molecular function: protein binding. The record is from RefSeq and is a predicted model, not a curated record. Gene Ontology annotation, cellular component: nucleotide-excision repair complex; Cul4A-RING E3 ubiquitin ligase complex. Gene Ontology annotation, biological process: proteasome-mediated ubiquitin-dependent protein catabolic process; transcription-coupled nucleotide-excision repair; protein polyubiquitination. Bases 287 to 1492 code for a protein of 401 amino acids. The transcript has 12 exons.